Molecule: messenger RNA, 15788 nt
Organism: Hemiscyllium ocellatum (epaulette shark)
Lineage: Eukaryota; Metazoa; Chordata; Chondrichthyes; Orectolobiformes; Hemiscylliidae
Product: laminin subunit alpha-3-like
Exons: 78
Coding region: 60-10544 (3494 amino acids)
Biological process (GO): cell adhesion; regulation of cell adhesion; regulation of cell migration
Molecular function (GO): signaling receptor binding
Source: RefSeq, a predicted model, not a curated record
GGAGCAGAGCUCCAGUGUUAAGAGAGAGAGUGAGAGAGAGAGCUCAGUGACUGUGAAACAUGGCGAGGGGGCCGAGGGGAAGGUUGCUGCUCGGUGCUGUCCUGCUCCACUUCGGACAGCUGGUCCUCGGCCGAGAGGCACCAGACAAACUCAACGGCUUCAGCCUGCACCCGCCCUACUUGAACAUCGCGCCGGGGUCCAAGAUUGCGGCGACUGCCACUUGCGGGGAGGACGGAUCGGGCAGGCCGAGGUUAGACCUCUACUGUAAGCUAGUGGGAGGACCAGCUGCCGGAGUCUCCAGCCAGACGAUUCAGGGGCAAUUCUGUGAUCACUGUCUAUCUGAUGAUGCAUACAAAGCUCAUGCAAUCACCAAUGCCAUCGAUGGUACUGAGCGCUGGUGGCAAAGUCCGCCCCUUUCACGUGGACUGUACUACAAUCAAGUCAAUGUCACUCUGGAUUUCGGUCAGCUUUUUCAUGUGGCUUAUAUUCUUAUAAAGUUUGCUAAUUCUCCACGUCCUGACCUUUGGGUGCUUGAGAGAUCAGUUGACUUUGGAAGAUCCUACAGUCCGUGGCAGUACUUCGCUCAUUCCAAACGCGAUUGUGAAGAUUUAUUUAGAACACAUGCCCGUGAGAGGAUUACACGAGAUGAUGAUGUUAUCUGCACUACAGAAUAUUCCCGGAUUUUACCUCUUGAGAAUGGCGAGAUUGUUAUAUCUUUGGUGAAUGGUCGUCCAGGAUCCACAAACUUCAAUGAUUCUCCUGUCUUAAGAGAAUUCACAAAGGCUACAAACAUCCGACUACGAUUUCUUAGGACCAACACUUUAUUGGGUCAUCUAAUUUCCAAGACUCAAAAGGAUCCCACAGUCACUCGAAGGUAUUACUAUAGCAUCAAGGACAUCAGUGUUGGAGGCCGAUGUGUUUGCAAUGGGCAUGCUGACAGUUGUCAGGCAAAGAACCCAGAAAACCCAUUCCAGUUGCAGUGUGAGUGCCAGCAUAACACAUGUGGAAUAUCAUGUGACCGGUGUUGCCCUGGAUAUAGUCAGAAACAAUGGCAACCAGCCACUACUUCAUCUGCAAAUGAAUGUGAACAGUGUAAUUGCCAUGGGCAUGCCACAGAUUGUUACUAUGAUGCUGAAGUCAGCCGGCGCAGAGUAAGCAUGAACAGCUACGGGCGUUAUGAAGGUGGAGGUGUUUGCUUGAACUGCCAGCACAACACAGCGGGAAUAAACUGUGAACGAUGUGCUCCAUUUUACUAUCGACCAUCUGGCAUUCCAAAAGAGGCAGUGGAUGGCUGUUUACCCUGCAGGUGUAACCCUGAAUUUGCAGAUGGAUGUGAUGGAUCAACAGGUCUGUGUCGCUGCAAACCGCAGUACAGUGGUGAACACUGUGACAGAUGUUCUCGGGGAUACUACAGCUUCCCUCAGUGUGGUUAUGUUCCAGUUCAUUCCACAGCCAGUCCAGUAACUGUAGUCCCAUCAGCUGGAGAUUUCCAAAAUUGUAAAUGUAAUGUGCAGGGCACAGUGGCAAAUACCUGUCACAUAGACCCUCAUACUCAGCGUUGUGAUUGCAAACCACACUACACUGGUCCAUACUGUACUCACUGUGCCACAGGAUAUUUUGGGAAUUACUGUCAACAAUGUCAGUGUUACAGUGCUGGAGUGACAAAUCAAGUGUGUGAUCCAAACACAGGACAGUGUUUGUGUCGAAAUGGAUUUCAAGGUUAUUUUUGUGAAAGCUGCUCAACAGGAUAUUUUCGGUUCCCCUACUGUGAGCCAUGUCGGUGUAACAAUGUUGGAACGCUACCUGAACGCUGUGAUGACUCAGGGAGGUGUCUCUGUCGGGCAGAAUUUGCGGGCAAUCAGUGUGAUCAAUGUCGCCCAGGAUAUCAUUCAUUCCCACGGUGUCAAGCCUGUUCCUGUAACCAAAUAGGAUCGAUAAAUAACAACUGUGACACUAUUGGACGCUGUCGCUGUCGUCCAAACUUCACAGGACCAACAUGUUCCCACUGUGCGCCUGGUUACUAUGGUUAUCCCACUUGUUUGUCAUGUGAGUGCUCUGCUGAUGGUUCUUACAAUGCUGAAUGUGAUCAGACCACUGGGAAAUGUAACUGCCGGCCACGAGUUACUGGACAACGUUGUGAUACUUGUGUGACAGGAGCAUACAACUUCCCUGCUUGUCAAGUUACUGACUGCAAUUUAGCUGGCACAGUGACUCAUGAUCCUUCCUCCCAGUCUGGGUCCUGUCAGUGCCUGGCAAAUGUCAAGGGAUCAAAAUGCGAUCAGUGUAAGUCACUCUACUGGAACCUGGCUGAGGAGAAUCCUGAUGGUUGCAUUGAAUGUCGCUGUAACGUGAUUGGCACAAUUAGUGGGAUUGGAGAAUGCAACCAGGAUGAUGGCCAUUGCUACUGUAAAUCUAAUGUAUGUGAUGAGCUCUGUGAUUGGUGCAAGGAAGGACACUAUGCUUUAGAAGAGAGGCACUAUUUUGGUUGUCAAGGCUGCCAGUGUGACAUUGGAGGUUCUACUAAUCUAACAUGCAAUAUGUUGUCAGGGGCCUGCCAAUGCAGACCAAAUGUGAAGGGGCGUACUUGCAAUGAGCCACUUCGCAACCACUAUUUCCCAGAUCUUCACCACCUGAAGUAUGAAAUUGAAGAUGGCACUACACCCAAUGGAAGAGCUGUUCGGUUUGGAUUUGAUCCACAGGAGUUCCUGAACUUCAGUUGGAGAGGCUAUGCGCAAAUGUCAUCUGUGCAAAAUAACGUGAGGGUAACAGUGCAUGUGGAGAAUAGAAACCUCAAUUUGUUCCGCAUCGCCUUCAGAUAUAUUAACCCCGGAUUCACUACUGUGUACGGCCAUGUAGCAAUUUACCGAGCACAACCAAGCACAGUGUUACCCCAGGCAAAAGAAAUUAUCUUUGCUCGAAGUAAAGAGCCAUCUUUUGUUACGGUCGCAAGGAGUAACUAUGGUGACCCUUUCCCACUCACACCUGGGACUUGGACUGUCAACAUCGAGGCAGAAGGAGUACUUCUGGAUUAUCUGAUUCUUCUGCCCAGUGAUUAUUAUGAAGCUCCGAUUCUGCAGUUACAAGUGACAGAUCCCUGUACUUAUGCAGCUAAUCCUGAACAAGUGGGAAAAAACUGCUUGUUAUACAAAUAUCUUCCUUUGGAUAUCUUCCCCUCGGCUGGAGCAGAUGAUGGCAUAUACACUGUGGAUGGCAAACAGCAAUCUUCGGUUCAAAUACCAACCUCCCACCGGACAAGGAUGGCUGUUCUCACUGGCAGACAGGUUCGGCUACAGUUUAGAAUUAAGAUUCCUGAACCAGACCAAUAUGUUUUUGUACUUGAAUAUGCCAAUGAAGAUGAGAGACUGCAUAAGCUUAAUGUGGCAGUACCCAAUCCACUUGGAGUAACUACACAAGGGACAUUUAAUCUGUACAGCUGCAAAUACAGUUUCUUUUGUCGGAGUGUUGCAAUUGACUCACAGAAUCGCAUUGCAGCCUUUGAUCUGCUUUCUUAUGCUGAUCUCCUUCUGCAUGGUACAUCAAUCAGUUUUUUACUGCACAAAGUUUAUUUAGUACCUUUUAAAGAGUUCUGCACUGAACAUGUGGAGCCUAAAAUGCACUGCAUCGGCACCCAUGGCCCCAUCACCAACAGGAGCUCAUGUGUUGCAUCCAAGUAUGAAAUACCCGUGUCAUCAGUGAAGGUGAAAGAUGGACACCUUUCAACUACAGACCUUUCUUCACAACCUGACCUAUCUAAAGAUCCACAGCUCCUAACCCAGCGCCCUCCAACCAUGGUGGAACCAGGAGAUAUUAUUUUACUAACAUCACCAAAGAAUCAGAUUACCUUCAAAACAAGAGUGCCAAAUGAAGGCAAACACGUGAUAUUGGUGCAUUUUUAUCAGCCUUUGUACCCAACAUUCCCAGUAGGGGUGAUGGUGGAUGGAGGUCGUCCCUAUAAUGGAUUUUUUAGUGCUUUCUUCUGUCCACAUGGGUUUGGGUGUCGCAACCAGGUCAUUUCAGGGAAUACAAUAGAAUUGGAUAUAAUCAAUCCAGAGUUGUCCGUCAUUCUUACUGUUCCAAAAGGAAACGCCCUUUGGUUGGACUAUAUCUUAAUUGUUCCUUCAGAAAGUUAUGAUCCUGACUUACGAAAUGAAAAGCCUUUGGAUAAGUCAUUUGAUUUCAUUACUGCCUGUGGUGGAAAUAGCUUUUUCAUCAACCCAGCUACAUCAUCCAGAUUCUGCCUGGACUCAGCUAAGUCACUGGUGGCAUUCUACAAUAAUGGAGCUCUCCCUUGCCAGUGUAAUGGAAAAGGUGCUACUAGUCCUGCAUGCAAUCCAUUUGGAGGCCAGUGUUCCUGCAGGCCAAAUGUUAUUGGGCGUCAAUGUAACAAAUGUGCCACUGGCUAUUUUAAGUUCCCCAAUUGUCGACCCUGCAAUUGUGGCAAACGCCUGUGUGAUGAGGUCACAGGUCAAUGCAUCUGCCCUCCCCAGACUGUUAAACCUUCGUGCGAGACAUGUGAGAAACAGACCUUCAGUUACCAUCCUCUAAUGGGCUGUGCAAAGUGCAACUGCUCACGAGAAGGAAUCAUUAAACCUGCAAACCCAGACUGCAACCGACAAACUGGGCAGUGUCGAUGCAAAUCAAAAGUAACAGGUCGCCAGUGUGACCGCUGUUCCAUCGGUUACUCCCGUUACCCCGAUUGCAUUCGCUGUAACUGUAACCGUGAAGCAACACAGCCAAGUGUGUGUGAUCCCAUAACUGGACAGUGUCUUUGUAAGGAGAAUGUAAUUGGUGCACAGUGUGAUAUCUGUCGACCUGGUUCAUUCUAUCUCGAUCCAGCCAAUCCCAAAGGCUGCACCAGCUGCUUUUGCUUUGGAAUAACGAAUGAGUGUCGAAGUUCUGAUAAGUCCAGGACUAAACAUAUGCAAAUGAAGAAAUGGAAGUUACUCACUGGGAAUAAACAGAGCAUUCCAGUUGUUUAUAACCAACAGAGUAAUACUGUCGUUGCUGAUGUACAAGAACUACCUGAUGUUAUUCGUGAUUUAUACUGGCUAGCCCCAGAGUCCUACCUGGGAGACAAGGUCUCUUCAUAUGGUGGCCUCCUAACAUACCAAAUAAAAUCCUUUGGCUUACCAAGUGAAGGGAUGACUUUACUUGAGAAAAGGUCUGACGUUGAAUUGAGAGGUGAACAAAUGACUAUUGUAUAUUUUGAUCCACGGAAUCCACUUCCAGAUCGAGUUUAUCAUGGACAAGUCCAGCUUUUAGAGGAUAACUUUCGACAUGCUAUCAUUAACAGUCCAGUAACUAGGGAAGAUUUCAUGCUUUUGUUGAGCAAUUUGGAGGAACUACACAUUAGAGCACUUUAUUACUCACAAACACAACGCCUUUCCCUCGGUCAAGUUCAACUUGAGGAAGCCUCUGUUUCCGGAACUGGAAAUCCUGCUACUAAUGUGGAAGUGUGCUCAUGUCCUCCUAACUACUUGGGAGAUUCCUGCCAGAAAUGUGCCAUUGGAUACUACAGAGAUUGGAAUGGCUUCUUCUCGGGGCGCUGUGUACCUUGUCGCUGUCAUGGACAUUCAAAACAAUGUGCAGACCGAUCUGGAAGAUGUAUUGAUUGUAAACAUAACACAGAAGGAGAUCACUGUGAACGAUGUAAAUCUGGAUUCUUUGGAAACGCUGCCCGAGGUACCUGCAGUCCCUGUCCUUGUCCAUACACACAACCCUCCAACAACUUUGCCACACGAUGUGGCGAGAUUAAUGGUGCCUUUCAGUGUAUGUGUAAACCGGGCUAUACUGGAUCAAGAUGUGAGAGGUGUGCUCCAGGUUAUUUUGGAAAUCCUUUGGAGAUAGGAAGUGAAUGUAGACCUUGUCAGUGCGGACAUUCAAGUUCUACAAGUUGUGACCCAUUGACCGGCCAAUGCAGCAACUGCCAAGACUGCACAAAUGAAGAACCCAAGGAUACUAGUUCUGAUGAGAAGUGUGACACCUGUGACAGUUGCGUUGAAGCUCUGUUGCUUGACUUGAACAAAAUGGAUUCCGAUCUGCAUAAGAUCAAACUCCAGCUUCAAAAUGCGAACACAAGCACUGCUACACAGCAUCGCAUGAACAACUUAGACAAGUCCAUCAAAAACACUGAGAAUCAGUUAAAGGUGUAUCAGGCCACUGUGGAGCGGCACAUAAAAAGGACUGAUGACUUGGAAAAUGACAACAUGAAUCUCAUUCAAGAUGUCCUUGCGCUCGAGGAAAAGGCAGAAAAGGAUUCUCGAACUACUCAACUGUUACUCUCUUCAAUCAAUGUGACCCAUCAACGUGCACAAGACAUGGUGACAAAUAUAGAAAACGUGUUGUUGAAGAUCUUGGAAAUGUUGAAGACCAUGAACACCCUUGAUUCCUCAUCUGGCACUGCACCCAAGUUAGAUGAGGUAAGACGGAUGCUCAAUGAAAUGAGAAACCGUAACUUUGAUGAGGAGAGAAGAGUGGCUGACAGGGAGAAUCAAGAGUCAAAGAUAUUGCUUGACCGUAUUAAGAAUGGAUUUGUAAAAAAUAUUGAAGAGAACAAACAACUCGCAAGUAAUAUAACGGAUGCACUAAGUUUAUAUCAGACUAAACUAAUGGAUCUUCAAGAUGCGAUAACUGAAGCAGCCAAUCUAACUCAAAAAGCCGAAAACCUCAACGGAAUUAAUUCUAUUUCACUGGACAAUAUUAAGAAUCAACAUGGUAAACUAAAUAUUAAGCAGGCGGAGGUUGCAAGUUUGCUUAAAAUGGCAGAUGUCACCCUUAAUAAUCUGAACAACAUGCUCCGGAUGUUGGAUAAGAGCCAGGAGGAUUAUGAAAAACACGGAGCUCAAUUAGAUGGAGCCUUAUCAUCACUUGAAGACAAAAUUAAAAAGCUCUCAAAUGCUAACAGCAAGGAGCCCAUUGUGGUUAGUGCUGAGAGACAUGCUGAAAACCUGGAUCAACUGUCAAAGAAACUCCAGAGAGCAAUAGAAGAAGUGAACCAAGAUUCCUUAAUCCAACGUGUAGUCGAUGCUUCAGAUGCCUACGAGAAGAUAAUCAAUGCAGUGGAUGCAGCAGAGAUGGCAGCCAACAAGGCAGCAAAUGCAUCACAUAUUGCCUUGCAGGCUGUGGUGAAGGAGGAUUUGCCUGGCCAAGCAUCUGAAUUAAAAACCAAAAGCGAUGACAUUUUUUCCACGACGAAUGGAUUGAACAGUAACUUCAAAGAUGUUUCAUCAAAGCUCAGAGAUGCAACUAAUCGCCUCAACAAUGCAAAAUCGAAGAAGAACAAAUUACAGCCUGAUCUUAUUCCACUUCAGGCCAAAAUUCAACAAAUAAAUAGAGAUGAUGUUGGUGAGACUUUAGACAUGGCAAAAGAUGCAGCUAAAGAAGCAAAUGAUACUGCAAAUAGAGUGAUGUCUAAACUGCAGCCAAUAAUUGAUGAUAUAAAAAACCUCAACAAGUCAUCAGAGAAUAUUGGAAAUGCUACAGCUAUUAACAUAGCUUUAAGGGAGGCUGAAAAUUCAGUAAAAAAUUUGACUAAUACGCUACCAGACCUCGUGAAGAAGCUAAAGGAUUUAAGCCAAAUACAACCUGUCAAUAACAUCUCUAAGAAUAUAGGCCGAAUCAGGGAACUCAUUGAUCAGGCCAGGGAAGCUGCUAAUAAGAUAAAUGUGGCAAUGAAGUUCAAUGGUAAUUCUGGUGUUGAAGUACGUCUUCCUGAUAAUCUUGAUCACUUAAAACCUUACACAUCUUUACUGUUAUACCUCAAACGGCCAAUUGUCCGAGGAGAUGCUGGAAGGCGUAAGAGGCAGGAUGCAACAAACAUGUUUGUUUUGUAUUUAGGUAACAAAAAUACAUCCAAAGAUUACAUGGGCAUGGCAUUGCAGGGUGAGAAACUAGUAACUGUCUAUAAACUAGCAAAUGAUGAAGCUAAAAUAAUCUCUGAGAAAACCAUCAAUAAAGAAAGCUUCGAUAUUGUCAAAUUUGAAAGGAUCCUACAGUAUGGCAGCUUAAACUAUAGCCAAGUCAGUUCCACCGUGCAGAAACGUAUUGACAGCGUCUUAUCUAACGUAACCGCAAGUGGAGAUGGCUUGCUACUUAAUCUUGAUCCAAAGAAUACAGUCUUCUAUGUUGGAGGAUUUCCCCCCACCUUUGUGCCUCCAGCUGCCUUAGAUUAUCCAAAGUAUAAGGGUUGCAUUGAACUUGGUGUCUUGAACGAGAAACUGAUCAGUUUAUACAACUUUGAACAAAUAUUCAACAUCAAUACAACAGAAGACAAACCAUGUCAAAGAUAUAAGCCACGAGGAAACGAAGGCUUUUAUUUUGAUGGAACUGGAUAUGCACUAAUUAAAUUGUCUGGUCGUGCACAAAACUUAGCAAUUGAACAAACGAUUCAAACUUUGAGUAAAAAUGCUGUGCUGUUAUAUUUGGAGAGCAAGGAUUCAAGCUGUGUUCUCACAAUUGAAGAUGGAAGGUUGGUGUUCAGAUAUGACCUCAAAUCCAGUGCACCCAAGAUUUCCCAAUCAUCAGUCCUCCUAAACACCAGCAACGAGAUUGUGAUAAGAGUCAGAAUGCUCAAUUCGAAAAAACGUACUGCUGUGAUAGUCAACGGUGUCAAUGCUGUGUAUGUGAAUAAUACUUUCAGUCAGUUGGAUUUCCAUAACUAUUACCUUGGAGGAAUACCAUCACAGAUUAAGGAACGAUUGAACAUUCCUGUAAAAACAUCAGUGAGGGCCUGUAUGAAAAAUCUGAAAGCUGAUGAAAGGAACAUUGAUCUGUCCAAUGAGCCGAUUGUUGGUGUUAGCAAAGGAUGCUCAGAAUCACUCCUGCUGGUCCGUACUGCCUACUUUAAUGGCAGUGGGUUAUUGGGACUUCCUGCAUCUGAUUUGGCUUUCCCCGAAAACUUCCACAUUGGAUUUGGUUUUACAACAAGUCAGUUGAACGGUCUACUGUUCUCUUAUGAAAAGAAUAACUUUGAAGUUUUCCUGGAAAAUGGUAAAGUGACAGUUAAUUUACUGGGCAAAGUCCUAAAGUCUGGAAGCUCCUUCAAUGAUGGUGCCAACCACUAUGUAUCAAUCCAGAGGAGAGGAAAUCAUGUCUAUCUGAAUGUGGAUGAUAUUGAAAAGCAGGAAGCACGAAUACAAUUGGACCAGCCUGGAACAAAUGGUUUGGUUUAUCUGGGUGGGGACAAAGACAGAAGGAAUUUUGAUGGCUGCAUCAGCAAUGUCUUUCUACAAAGGAGCAGUAAAUCACCCAGAAUUGAAAAUUUGGCAUUUUCAGUUGAGGACUCCGGAGUGUACCUUGACACCUGUCCCCAGCAGAGAGCACCAGAAAUGCUCAUGUUGAAAGAGGGCAGAAAAUGGAAUGGUCAAGAGACAGUUAAAAUGAACAGGAAUGGAAAGAAUCAAAAAGUUAUUCCUGAUUAUUCAACUAAGGAGAAUACAGGCCAAGAAUCAAAGGACUGCCAGUUGCCAUGGCAACCAAAAUCAGUCAGUGGCGCCUACCAAUUUGGCGAUUCACCAGACAGCAGAUUGGAAUAUGACUUUGUCCCUGAAUCAUUUAAAGAGAGGUCAACAUUCUCCAUCGACGUGCGAACAGUUGCAACAGAAGGAACCAUCUUUUAUGUAGCAGAUAAGUCAGGGAAAUCCUCCAUGAUACUUUACGUUUCGAGAGGUCGUUUCAUCUUUUCCUUUACUGUUAAUGAGAAGAAACUGAAAAUUAAGAGCAAAGUUAAGCACAAUGAUGGAAAGUGGCAUACAGUGGUGUUUAGCAGAGAAAAUAAUAAAGGAAAGCUCAUUAUUGAUGGACUUCGGACACGACAUGCCAGUAUUAGCGAUAGUGCACUCUUGAAAGUUGAAUCUCCAUUCUAUUUGGGUGGAUUACCAUCAGGCAAAAAGCGACGCAAUAGGAAGCUACAUGGUUUUCAGGGAUGUCUAAGAAACUUCAAAAUGGAUGGUAGUGAACUGCAUUCUCCACUGCGCACAUUUGGAGUCACACCAUGUUUCGACGGCAAGUUUAAGCAAGGGGUCUAUUUCUCAGCCAAAGGAGGAUAUGUUGUUUUAGAUAACUCAUUUGUGGUGGGCAAGGACUUUGAGCUCCUGUUUGCAGUGCGCCCUCAAAGCCAGACUGGAAUCCUCUUUCAUAUCAACAGCUCUCAAGGAAAUUAUCUCAGUCUAUAUAUGUACAAGGGAAAGGUUACAGUCCACGUAAACAAUGGAGCUGGUGAUUUCAACACAUCGGUCACACCUCAGUCACUGUGUGAUGGACAAUGGCAUAGAAUAGUAGUAAUUAAGAGAAAUAAUGUGGUGCAACUUGAUGUGGACACAGAACGUGACCAUGUUGUAGGACCUGCUGCUUCACUUUCCACUGAUACUGCCGACCCUCUCUAUGUCGGUGGCAUCCCAGAUAAUGUACAGUUACCUCAUUUGCCAACUCGCAAUCCAUUCAUUGGCUGCAUGGGGGAAGUAGUGAUCAACAUGAAGCCAGUAUCAUUCAAGAAAGCAGUGGCAGUUCAUGGUGCUGUUAGUGUGACUCGGUGUCCUGUCAUGUAAAUCCAGCUACUGUUUGUAACCGCAAAGAUGUUUUAAUCUUCCUGCACUUGAUUGUAAUAGACAACUAAACCACUGUCAAAAUGCAGAAUAAUUAAUUUAUUGUAACUUGGACUUUGCAUUUUUCUCAUUUCAGUCAAUUGAAUUUGACACAUUUAUGGUUUGGCUUUUCAUAACAGCAAUUUUUACAAUUAAAAGAACAAUGACCCACUAACAUUUUGAAACGCAAUGCAAAUAUUUUAUUCCUAAUUGGUGCUAUAUACUGUGGGGCCAAAUAAAUUACUAAAAUUUGCUGCUAAUUUUAUAUUUUCAUACUUGAAUAAUUAAAUGCUAAACAUAUUUCUAAAAUAAACAUGAUUCAACCAUCAUUAUUAAAAGCCUUUCAAAUUGUUUUUGGAGAGUAAAUGAUCUUCUAGAAAGGGAAUGUUUUCCCCCACGCAUCAUCCGAUUGGAAACACAGGCAAGGUUCGACGCAGACACAAAUAUAGAUUAUAUUUCUUCCUGUGAGCAUCUGUCGGACUCUUGAAGUGGUCUUAUGAGUAGCAAUGUAGUAGAUUGGAACCCGGGACUUGUAUCUCUGGCAGUAUACAUUGAUAGUCCAAUGAAAUUUCUACUAAAAUAAGAUUUUAAAAAAAUAGGGCCAUGAUGAGGCCAUAUUUCUCAUCAUGCCUCCACCAUUCAAUAAGAUCAUGCAUGAUUUCCCUUAACUCCACUGUCUUGCCCUAUCAACAUAUUCCUCGAUCCCCAAAAAUUUCAUCAACCCCCCACUUAUCACCUCCAAUAUUCACUUACUUCAUUACCAAUGCACAGUGGUGCAAUCUGCCAGGUGCACUAUAAUAACUCACCCAAGACCCCUGCAACAGCACCUUCCAAAUCUGUGACCUCCACCACAUAGAAAGUCAAGGGUAGUAGAUACAUGGGAACACCACCAAAAAGAGACACACUAUCCUUAAUUGGAACUGUAUCAUUACCUCUUUGCUGUUGCUGGGUCAGAAUCCUGAAACUCACAUCGUAACAGCACUGUGGUAUCCCGACACUGUAGCAAUAUAAGAAGACAGCUCAUCACCAUGUUCUCCUGGGCAAUUAGGGAUGGCCUGGUCAGCAACAACGUUUUUAAUAAUCCAUCUUGAAUCUCUCAAACGAUGGAGCAUCAGUGGCUAGCACUGCUGCCUCACAGUGCCAGAUACCCGGGUUCAAUUUCCGCCUCAAGCGACUCUCUGUGUGGAGAUUGCACAUUCUCCCCGUGUCUGCGUGGGUUUCCUUUGGGUGCUCCGGUUUCCUCCCACAGUCCAAAAAUGUGCAGGUUAGGUGAAUAGGCAAAGUCAAAUUGCCCGUAGUGUUACGUGAAGGAAUAAAUGUAGGAGAAUGGGUCUGGGUGGGUUGCGCUUCGGUGGGUCGGUGUGGACUUGUUAGGCCGAAGGGCCUGUUUCCACACUGUAAGUAAUGUAAUCUAAUCUAAUUUAAUCUAAUCUAUACCCUCUGGUUGACAAUUCCAAAGACUAGGCAAAGGACUAGGUUAAAAUGCUAUCCCAUAUUCCCAAUUCCUCUGCCUCUGCUGCAUCUGCUCCCAGGAGGACCAGUUCCACCACAGAACACAUCAGACGGCCUCUUUCUUUAAAUACUGCUAUUUCCCCCUCCCCCACCUUAUCCCAGAUCCAACCUUCCAACUCAGCACUGCCCUCAUGCUCUCUCCUACCUAUCCAUCUUCCUUUCCACCUAUCCACUCCACCCUCCUCUCUGACCUAUCACCAUUACCCCCACCUCCACUUACCUAUUGCACUCUCAGCUACCUGCCCCCCAGCCCCACCCCCCUCCCAUUUAUCUCACCGUCCCCUCGGCUCACAACCUAUUCCUGAUGAAGUGUUUUUGUCCCAAAAUGUCGACUCUCUUGCUCCUCGGAUGCUGCCUGACCUACCGGUACCACACUCUCAAUUCACUCUAACAACAGUCUGAGUGAUUAGGUUUUUCUCAUCUUGUUCAGGAUCAGUGGUGCUGGAAGAGCACAGCAGUUCAGGCAGCAUCCAACGAGCAGCGAAAUCGACACCCCUCCAACCGUAACAAGGACAGAAUGCCCCUGGUGCUCACCUUCCACCCUACAAACCUUCGCAUAAACCAAAUCAUCCCCCGACAUUUCCGCCACCUCCAAAAAGACCCCACCACCAGGGAUAUAUUUCCCUCCCCACCUCUUUCCGCCUUCCGCAAAGACUGUUCCCUCCGUGACUACCUGGUCAGGUCCAUGCCCCCCUACGACCCACCCUCCCAUCCUGGCACUUUCCCCUGUCACCACAGGAACUGUAAAACCUGUGUCCACACCUCCUCCCGCACCUCUAUCCAAGGCCCUAAAGGAACCUUCCAUAUCCAUCAAAGUUUUACCUGCACAUCCACUAAUAUCAUUUAUUGUAUCCGUUGCUCCCGAUGUGGUCUCCUCUACUUUGGGGAGACUGGGCGCCUCCUAGCAGAGUGCUUUAGGGAACAUCUCCGAGACACCCGCACCAAUCAACCACACUGCCCCAUGGCCCAACAUUUCAACUCCCCCUCCCACUCUGCCGAGGACAUGGAGGUCCUGGGCCUCCUUCACCGCCGCUCCCUCACCACCAGACGCCUGGAGGAAGAACGCCUCAUCUUCCGCCUCAGAACACUUCAACCCCAAGGCAUCAAUGUAAACUUCAACAGCUUCCUCAUUUCCCCUUCCCCCACCUCAUCCUAGUUUCAAACUUCCAGCUCAGCACUGUCCCCAUGACUUGUCCGGAGUUGAACGACCUGCCUAGUUCCUUUUCCACCUCUCCACUCCACCAUCUCCUCCCUAACCUAUCACCUUCAUCUCCUCCCCCACUCACCCAUUGUACUCUAUGCUACUCUCUCCCCACCCCCACCCUCCUGUAGCUUAUCUCUCCAUGCUUCCGGCUCACUGCCUUUAUUCCUGAUGAAGGGCUUUUGCCCGAAACGUCGAUUUCGCUGCUCGUUGGAUGCUGCCUGAACUGCUGUGCUCUUCCAGCACCACUGAUCCAGAAUCUGGUUUCCAGCAUCUGCAGUCAUUGUUUUCACCUUUUUUCUCAUCUUGUGCCCAUCAAGUCAGUCCUGGUCAAAAACAACCACCUGACUAUUAUAAUUGCAAUUUCCUGCAAUGGCCCGUAGCCUAGUUUGCCUUGGCACUGCAGAUGCACAUUUAAAUAUUCUUUAAAAAACAUUCAACAACCAACGCCCCUUCUCCUCCCCCAGCCCACCCAAGAAUUCUGAAAUUCAGGCCAGACUGCUUUAUGGAGGAUGGUGAGAACAUGGCAAUCUGAUGGAGUGGUUGAAGUGACUAGUAUUGAUGCAUUUAAGAGUAAGUUACAUAAAUACAUGAGAGAAAGGAAUGGAAGACUGUGCCACUUGGGUAAGAUUAACUAAGGCAUGGGACAAACAUCACAAUAGAUUAGUUGUGUCAAAAUGCCUCUUGUGCUGUAAGUACUUUGUAAUUAUAUUUAAACAGAAACUCAUAUUAAAUAAAAAUGCCUAACAUAGUUAGCAGGCAAUAAGAAUCUGAAGAGAAUUAAUAGAUUAACAUUUUAGAUAGAGAGGCUAGGGGAAAUUCUAACCUGACCCAUCCAUCAGGAAGCUGUUGGGAAUGGAUGAAAGAUUGUCUCCCAACUCCACUGUCCCGCCUUGUCCACAUAACCCUUCAUUCCCUCGUGUCACUCUCCACUGAAGUCCAUAUUGGGCAGGAUAUAGAACCGAUAUUCCCCUCGACAGGCUGAAUUAAAAUGCCUCUCCUUUGUGUGAACAUCAGCUACAGUAUUUACCAAAAACAACAAACACACCAACCUACACAGAUGCAAUUGUUAUUCUUGAAACAUGAUUGGUCUCGAUUCAUUUUAGUCCUCUCCUCUGACACAUUUCUGUAGAGGAGUGUGUUGCGACUGUAUAAUACAUCUCUAGUUUUAGUCUCAUAUUUACCUGGGAGUUUCAGAAAGAGUACUACAUUUCUGAGAACAUAUUGAAGGAUUCACAUGAUCACACGCUAUAAUGCUACCAUGUUACUUUUUGUUGAAGCUUAUUGUGCACAAAUUGCCUGCUGUGUCUCUGACUUAACAACUUUGCAAGAAACAUCGGACAAGAUUUUAACUUGCCCAAAAUAAUUAAAAGUUAAAAUCUUCAAAACCACUGAACUGUCUGAAUGCUUGUUCUUUUGUACUGCUCCCAGGUUGGUAUCAGUAGGAAGAGAUUAGCAACUGAUAAGGAAUAAACAGCCUUGACAAAUGAAUGAACUAGUGGCCAAUAAUGAACUCCAUGUGUAGGAAAAGAGAGGGUUAACACUAUAUGGAUAGAUUUAAAUCCCAGCUGCCUAAUUGAAACCGGUCAUGUGGGCAGUUGGCAAUAAGCAGGUCAUGUCAGCUCAGGGAGAGAAUAAGGCACGUGGCUAGAGCCAUUUUAAUUGCAGUUUGAGACUUCCUGCGGACUCCUCUAGUAAAGACAUAGCCUGUGUUCCCAUCAGCCCUACUUAAGUCUGCAAGAACCAACAACCCUCUUUAAGUCCACACUGACCACCUAAUCAUUGCUUGCAAAUAUUGAGUCCCCUCCAACUUCAGCCUUGCUUCAGGUGGGAAAACAAGGUUGGAGUAAUUCAGUGAAUUUCAGUGGUUCAAAUGACUAUAGGUUUCCUGCCUGUGCUAAGAAUUGAAAUCCAUUGCUGCAAAGCCCAUUCUAGCUAAAAAUCUGCUUCAAACUCUGUUAUAAUAAAACAUCUGAGAGAGAAAAUGUGCAAUUACAUAGCAUUUUUCAUCUCCUCAAACCAUAUUAUAACCAAUUAAGGCUUUCCAAGUAUAAUUACUGUCUACUAGAUAUAUGACGGCUCCAAUAUCAUUGCUUAAUUAGAAAAUCAUCAAAACUAAUUAGCAAUAAAGUGUCACACCUUUCAGGGUAACAUUUAAAACAAUACUUACUUUUUAUUUGCAAUUCAUAAAGAAAGAUAAUUAUUUCUAAAGAAUGCAUAUCAUAAUGGUUUAUGAUUUGUUCAUAACAGUAUUAGUAAGGAGAACCCCAUAUUAUUCUCAAACUUGAAUGAAGUGCCCUCCAAAGCUGCCUCCUGAUUAUUUGAGUUCAUCCAAAUUUUGCCUGUCACUGCUUCGCAAAUUGUGGGAAUAUGGAAGCUUCUAACUCAUUGCAACUGUUGUUGCAAUGUAAUGUUAACCAUUUACUUUCAAUGUCAUGUCUUCUCCAUAUCAGACAGAACUUUGUCAUGCAACCAUUUUAAAUAUUCACUUUUAG